This is a messenger RNA of Diceros bicornis minor, 411 nucleotides long. It is a transcript of the gene IL5, whose product is annotated as interleukin 5. Gene Ontology annotation, molecular function: interleukin-5 receptor binding; growth factor activity. Bases 1 to 411 code for a protein of 136 amino acids. Gene Ontology annotation, biological process: immune response. Gene Ontology annotation, cellular component: extracellular region. The transcript has 4 exons. The record is from RefSeq and is a predicted model, not a curated record. NCBI's taxonomy places the organism in Eukaryota, Metazoa, Chordata, Mammalia, Perissodactyla, Rhinocerotidae.
AUGAGAAUGCUUCUGCAUUUGAGUGUGCUAGCUUUUGGAGCUGCCUACGUUUGUGUCAUUGCUGUAGAAAGUCCCAUGAAUAGACUGGUGGCAGAGACCUUGACACUGCUCUCCACUCAUCGAACUCUGCUGAUAGGCGAUGGGAACCUGAUGAUUCCUACUCCUGAACAUAAAAAUCACCAGCUAUGCAUUGAAGAAAUCUUUCAGGGGAUAGACACAUUGAAGAAUCAAACUGCACAAGCGGAUGGUGUGGAAAAACUAUUCCAAAAUUUGUCUUUAAUAAAAGAAUACAUAGACCUCCAAAAAAAAAAGUGUGGAGGAGAAAGAUGGAGAGUAAAACAAUUCCUAGACUACCUGCAAGUGUUUCUUGGCGUAAUAAACACUGAGUGGACCACGGAAAGUUCAGACUAA